ACCUAAACGUCGCCUGCUAUGGUCCUUCUUAAACGUUACUUAUUCAUGCUUUGCGACGACAACUUUGUUCGCUAUACCAUAAUUUCUACUCAUAUAACUCACACGCCAUUUGCUCUUUCUUUGAGGACAUGAUGAUUUUUCCUUAGGUCGUGAUGGUGCGGAGAAUUUUAAUUCUCGCAGGUGCACCAGAAAGUCAUAAGCUGGACUGGAAAGAGUCAGGUCUUUUAAACCAGUUCUUAGAUCCCAUAUCGCAGUUUGCUCGACUUAACACUUAUCCAAUCUCCAUUACCGAAAGUACUUCUAUAGGACCUUCCCGAGAUGUUGCCGUCUGGAGAUCGAUACCUCUAGAAAAAACUACAUUACCAACUGGCUUCUCUCAGCUUCAUCAAGUGAGGCAAGAUUAUCAUGGAGACGAUGGCUUUUUCACAGUUUUUACGCCCUCGUUCGCAUCUACUUCUGAUUUACCAGGGACCGACAGAGCAAGCCAGGAGCUAUUAGAGCAAUUUUACGACCACUCGUUAGCAGUCCACGAUGAUAUGCCAUCUUCUCAGCUGCCUGUGAGUUUCAGUACUGAUGAAUCUUCGUUAAACACCACCACCGAGGACAUAAGUUUAUAUGACUCGAUCCGGAGUAGCAACUCAUCCGCCCGCCGGGAUCAGCCUUUAAUUGCCCAGACAACUCAUCUCAGUGAUCUCGAAGAUGUGCCGAGAGCGUCGCAUCUACAAUCCAUCGCACCCCAGACAAUGACUGUCAACCUUAUCGUCGGUAUAAUAUCCAUUGCUGAGCCACGUACCGUAAGAACCAGGUGGGGCUCGACGAAUUCUCUAAUUGAGCUUCUCGUUGGUGAUGAGACCAAAUCUGGCUUCAGCAUCACUUUCUGGCUUUCGUCGGAGCUUAGCGAAUCAUCUAGCAAGAUUCUCAGAGAACUUCGCAGACAGGAUAUCGUACUCCUCCGGAAUGUCGCGCUAAGCGUCUUUAUGAAAAAGGUGCACGGAUACAGCUUGAGAAAGGGCCUGACCAAGGUUGACCUACUCUACAGGAGAAAGCUGGAUAGAGACGAUCAAGGCGGAUUAUAUGGUAUGAGAGACUUGUCAUCAACAAAGUCAACACAUCCCCAGUUGCUGAAAACAAGAAGGGUACGAGAGUGGGUUAUGAAUUUUGUUGGAGAUGGGGGCGCGGCCCUGGGGAAGAGAAAGAAAAACGGAAAACCCAUAAGAAGUUGGGACAUGCCACCAGCUGAUACGCAGUGAGCGGACUUGUGAUGUCCACUAUCUGAUCUACCUAGUCUUCUCUAAGUUAUAUGUAUUAGAAUUUAAGUCAUUCUUAUCACAA
This is a messenger RNA of Daldinia loculata, 1332 nucleotides long. RefSeq lists its product as uncharacterized. The transcript has a single exon. NCBI's taxonomy places the organism in Eukaryota, Fungi, Ascomycota, Sordariomycetes, Xylariales, Hypoxylaceae. The coding region runs from base 153 to 1250 and encodes 365 amino acids. The record is from RefSeq and is a predicted model, not a curated record.